AUGAUGGGAGAGACCCAGCAUGCUUAUGUCACCAACGAUAUUGAGCCCAGUGCCCAAGACAAAGACAUCAGCUUUGAGCAGUUCAGCAAGAAAGAUGUGGGUGGUGCAUUUGACAGCGGAGCGCUGGAUGGUUCAGAGUCAGGCUUACAAAACCGGGCAGAAAAUGGGUCCGGUUUCGCCAGCGCCAAGGACAAGGAGCCUCAUAACCAAAGGGAAGCUGUGAUCCGGCCCCAGCAAGCGGGCAAAAUUGACUUCAAGUCCCUGCACAACAAGUCCAAAUUUCCCAGCGACAGCCCUUGGGGAGCUGUCAAAGGAAGCCCCCAAUCUCCCACUGGAAAGAGCCGAGCGAGGGAUAAAAACAAGCGGUCGGGAAAAGGGGAGCGCGGGCACCAGCAGCUCUACCGGCUCACCAUCAGCAAUGCCAGACCAAACCCCACCAUCGGCAUCGCUUACCCACAGCAGAAGGUCACCCCUCCAAAGAAGGCUGAAGUUGGCCAAGGGCCCAUCUCGGGGAGCUACAGGUUCCACGUUCCCAGCAUCCCCGAAAGGGAGGUGGAGCUCCAGCAAGAAGAUCUCAGCUUUGCCCGCUGCUUCCCAGAGACCACCUCAAGCCAUAUUUCCAGCAACUAUACCUCACUGACAGCAGCUGCGCGCCCAAACCAUGGGGCAAAGAUGCAGCCCCCAGCUGGCAUCCCUCAUGAAAACCCUGGAAGCAGUGGGCAGCUACAUUAUCUGGAGUUCCAAGGAAACGGGAAUAACUCGUGGCAUUCACCAGACAAAAGCCUUCCGGGUGCUAACAGUGGACUCUCUGCCCCAAAGCCCUGCCCCUUCCCUGAGAACAGUAAAUCAAACGCGCACUGCUUGGGGCCUCCGUCGUUCCCGUACCCUUUCCCGGCUUUGCACAGCCCAGCUCCAGACCCUUUCCAGAGUGGUGAUGCCAACACUCAAGAUUAUGUCGACGUUUCAUUGGCCACCAGUCAGGCCUCCCAUGGUGCUCUGGGCUUCCAUUCUUCCUCCAGGGAAGCUCUUGGCAACGGCCCCUAUGAGAACGUGGCUCCAGAGAGCAGGCUGUACGGGUUGGCUCCUCCGCUGACUCAGUUUCUCCAGUCACAGACUCAAGGGCAUUUGCCGUGCUACAAAGGAAGGAACGAACAUUCCACUGACCACAAUGGUGCUAUCUCUCCUUCUGGUGCUAUCGACCAAAACCCAAGCACUUUGCAAGAAAACCAAGCCGUUUUCCCACCCAGUUUACAUGUUUCUAGUAUGCCAAAGCCAAUCGGUAAGAGGCAGCCCUCCCUGAAAGACAAUGUAGCUAGUCAAAGGAUACUGGAUGCAGGUAGCUUGCUGAGAAGGAACAUGCCUCAGAUCUCUCUCCCUCAAGUGCACUUUCAGAACAAGGCUUAUAGUGACUCCCCGGCUAGCGGCUUGAGCAGCCCAGGUCCAGUGCCUUUUGAGAAGAACCUUUCCACUUCAGCUCAUACCCACCCCCGGCUGUUGCAGGCCUGGGAGGGAGGCAAGAGGCCUUAUUCUCCCAUGGAACAGAACUCUAUGCCUUACGCAAGUCCUGCUGGAAACCAACUCUCCUUCGGGAGCCACUCGGGACCGGAGCAGAGACAACAUAUCAAGAAGACCUGGCCACAUCUCCAGCUCACUUCUCCCAUGCCUGGUCAGAACCGGAUUGAGCUCUCAAGGAAGCUUGCCAGCCAGAAACUCCCUUUCCCGUCAGAGUGGGAAGGAAGCAGCAAGGCACACAAGCAUGCGGCCAGCUAUUCUGGUAAAGUGCUGUUGACCGGGGAGGGGGCCAUCAUGCAGAGGCACGAUCCAGCUCCGCAGAACUGUGGCGCAGCGAAUGCCUUCUGCUUCGACGGAGCAAAAGAGGCCGACCUUCCCACUGCGGGUGGCUCAAGGAGCAAGUCCCUCUUCUUCAAUGGGAACCAGGUAAUCCCACCGGCAUCCUCCCGGCUCCCCUCUGGCUCGACUUUGGUGCUGCCGUCCUCAGCCUUGGCUGCAUCCCCGAGUGAUUCCCCUCUCCCGUCGCCUGCCCCGAACCCCACCAACGGCAGUACUUGCUCGUCCCUCUCUCCCAUUUCCAGCACUUCCAGCAGCCACAGCUUUGAAGACGGUGCGCCACUGACCACGUCCCCCUUCUUUCACCACCAGUGCCACCCGAAGGAUGGCAAUAAGCCCGUCCAUGUUUCAGAGCCGCUGUGCACCAGCUCGAUCCACUACCACGCAGCAGACCCCCUCAAGGCCUUCCGACUCUCCCAAGAAGCCUCGAAAGAGGACCUUCUUUACAAAGGCGUCCCCGUGGAGGGCCACUUCCACAAGCCAAAUGUGGACCUCUCCAAAGGGUGCCUGGAGGGCUUUGAGGCUGAGGUGCCUCCUCCGCCUUAUUCCUCGCAUCACUUUCUGGCCAGCUCACUCAGCAGCGCAAGCCUAGAUCAGCUGGACGUGUUCCUGACCUGCAAGCAGUGCGACCAGAACUUCAGCAAUCUCUCGUCUUUCUUGGAGCACCGUCAGUUCUGCAGCUUGCACAUGGCCCUGCAGGGUCAGACAAAAGAAAACUCCCGGGGGACAGAAAUCAGGAAGCCACAACACUUGCCUCCCGAUUCUGGAAAGCACACACACGGUGCCUUGGGACCGAUGCUGCUGCCUGAUUCUCAUUUGCAACUCCUUGCUUUGAACAAGACUGUUGAUUUCCUGGCCGACGGAGAGGGCAAAGGAGAAUCCAAGGAAGACCUUCUCAAGGUGAACCAGCUCAGCAGCCUAGCAACAAACCCUUUGCCUCUUAGUGCCUCUGACUUAGAGAUUGAUGAUGCCAAGCUAGACAGUUUGAUCACCGAAGCUCUGAAUGGACUGGGGUACCAAUCCGAUAACCCAGAAAUCGACAGCAGCUUCAUAGAUGUGUUUGCAGAUGAAGAACCGGCAUCUGUGAAGGUCGCCGGCAGUGGGGCACCUUACAAAGCAAAAGAUGGCUUGGCUUUAGGGAAGAAAAUGAAGCACGUGGGGAUGGAGGAGAAUGUGAAAAUGGGAAACUGUUAUGACGAUCGACCCUGUGAAGACCUGACCAAAAACAGAGCCUCUGAGAAGCAACAGGGGCCUAAAGAAAGGAUGGCAAACUGGUUUCCAGACCAUGGGGGAGAACGACUUGAUAAACAGAACAGCACAGAGUUGGUUCAAAGCAAGGCUACGGAUCCAGUCAUGUAUAACGGGGUACAAAUUGAUGCAACCCCCCAGCUGAAGAUAGGAAGGAAAAGCUGCUGCGGAUCCUUUCUGCCUGUGAAGCAGGUAACCAAGACUUUUCCGGAACGGAAGCAGCCGAAGAAUGUAAAGUGCGCUUCUUCUCCAGUGAGUGACCUCAGACCAGUUGUUGAGCCAGUUGCUGCCUCUGCUGGGAAGGCCAAGCUCUCUGCCAAAGAGGCAAAGAAGCAGAAGCGGCGGAGCGGGACGUGGAGCAAGGAGCUCAUUCACAAAAUUGUCCAGCAGAAAAACAAGCUCCACAAAUUGCACACCAAGAGUACCAAGGCUGUGCCGCUGUCCUUGCUUGCCGACCGACUGCUGCCUGAAACGAAGGACAACAAGUUUGGAGAAUAUGAAUACAUUUCAGAAUCUGAUGACGAGAGAGUGGAAUACGCCAAGCGGCAUUGCAGGAGGAAGCUGGGCUCGAGGUUCAACGGAAGACUGAGAAGUACCUUCAGCAGGAGGCGCCAAGGGAGAGGCGGAAGGGAGAAGGACAAGGAGCUGGCAUGGAGCUACGGGCAGCGGAAAGACAGAGAGGGACCCAAGAGAGCCUUGGGCAAGGAGGGUGGAAGGAAAGACAGCUGCGUGGCCAGAUUGCGCAGCCGAAGCAGCAGGUCCUCCGCCAGCAGUUGCCAGAGCACAACCUUCUCCAGCGAAACUAGCAGUAGCCCCCAAAGUACCGAACGGGCUGAUUCAGACACCGAGAAGGAAAGUGAGCCCAGAAAGAGGUCUCUGCAGAAUCCCAAGCACGUGGUCUCACUUCCAAGAAAAUUCCUGCAUGUUCCUGAGAGAGAAAUGCUAAGAAGAAGCUAUACAAUUGCCUCCGACUUGCCCAGAGAGCCAGACAGUGUCAACUCAGCCAAGAUUCCACCUCCGGUUUUUAAGGUGCAUCAGAACGACAGUCCGAACACAAAUGAAGAUGAAGGAUUGCUACGUACCAAAGGGAACCUACAUCACAGCAAUACUACGCUUGGCAAAAGCCCAGCCACGCUUUUGGGUUCUGAAGAGUCAGAGCAGUGCCAUGGGACGCCCGAUCACGAUGAAGAUAAGCCAAGGGCUACAAGCAAAGCCGUGCAGCCAUGCGAGGUAGGAAUAGAUCAACGUUGGCAUCAGUUUACUGCCUAUAAUGGGCAGUAUCAAGUUGAAGAAUUAAUUGUUCCUCCCUCCAUCGGUAACAAUGGAAUUCCCAUGAAUGAGAACGCAGUCUAUGAAAAAGUAAACACUACGCCUUUAGAGAAGCAAAAGGAAUUUAUUGCUCCCAUCAGCUGUUUUAGUGACAAUCCUGUCGGCUUGGGGAUAGCUGAGAAAGGACCCAAUAUGCUUGCCAACACUGCUGACACAUUUUAUGACUGCAAAGGAUUAUCCGGUAGCUAUGAGUCGCCAGGUCUCUUCUCCGGCUCUCCAACCAUUGAAUCAUCCGGCAGAGACAAUGUUUACUUGUGCCAGGGAGACAUUAAUGUCAGCUCGUUCAAACUGAAACACCCCGUGAUCUCACCGUACGAAGCCAACCAAAGUAAGGUCCCGUCACCUCUGGGCUUUGAUUCUUCUUCUGUCUUUGGAGAGAUCCCCGUAGCUGACUUCGAUGCUACCUUGUACGAUAGUGUUUCUCCAAGCAAGGACAAUUACGUUCCCUUCCCAUGCACCAGUCAUCCACUUGGCAAGAUGACCCCUUUUGACCAGCAAUACUCUUCAUUCCUACAAGAAAAGGAGUGGAACCAGCUAGUAGAGGUAUCACCCGUUUUACCAGAAGACCUUGCCCCGUUUCAUAGCCUUUCUGUGGAAAAGCCGUUAGCAAAGAGCUUCCACAGUGAGAUUAAUCAAAUGCCCUUGCCUGAAAGGAUUGCCGAUUACAACGAACCUUUUAUGACCAGCAUAUCCGAUGACGACCUAGAGAUCAAAAGGUUAGUCACUGAGUUGGAAAGCCAGCUACAAACUAGCAAACUUAACACGGAGGCAUCGGAUGGACACCAAACGCCCAAACGACACACGGAUGCAGAACGGAAGGUGUCUGUCAGCCAGUUUUCUCCUUUAACUCUGGACCAACAGAGCGAUGGAAAGGGGCUAUUCUUAGUGGAGGGUGAAUUUGAGAACACAGGCCUUCUCUCUACAAAAGCCUGCCUCUGUGAAAAUUCAGAAAAUGAGAAGACACUUCCAGAGUUAGAUGCCAAGUAUGGAAGCCCCCGGGAACUUUGGCCUUGUUCAGUCCAAUUCAGUCCUUUACGGUCUACCCUGAACGCAACGUCUGCUGCGGAUCUGAUCCUGGUUGGCUCUUUCGGCUCCAAAGAGUCCCAAGACGAACUUCAUGAAGGUCUGAAGGAUGCUGAAAUCCCUGGGGAAGAAGGCUUCAGGGAAACAAGGGAUUUGUCUACCAGAAUGAUGCCGGUAUCUGACAACACUCCCAGCUACACGGACCAUUUGAUGCGAAGCCCUGAUCCUUUGUUCCCUAAGAACCUGGCGGGAGCUGAGCUAAAUAUUCAUGACACUUUGCCACUGGAAGCAGACGGUUUUCCAGAACUGCCACAAAAGGAAAAAAUGUUUGACAGCACUGAAGAGCUGGAAUCGUAUGGCCAUGAGGUCCCAUGUCUGAAACCAGAAUUUGGACUGCAAGAUGUCAGAGCUCAGGAGGAGGAGGAGAACUUGCUGUCGAGCACUGAACAAGUCAAAGAUCCAGAAGAAAGACCCGUGAGCAAAACUAAGGCGCCUGAAAUGCUGGAAUCUAGGGCACCCAUCCAGAGGGAUGAAGAUAGAUAUCUACUUCUGGAAGAGGCCGAGGAAACGGAAGGUGCAACUGCUUGCCCAAGUCCAGCACCGUGCGAUAAAGCCGGCAAUGGGAAAGCCUUGCUCUUUGAUUCAUUGCCAUUUUCCAAGGAGGUGGAAGGAGGGGCAGAAUACGUGUCGGCCCCUCGAGGGAAGUCAGCUAAUCCGCUGCAGCAGCUGCAGUUGUUCGUUGCCAGGACUGUCAAACACAAUGAGGAGGACUCGCUGCUGCCAUGUUUCCCAGGCCUGCAUGCUGGCCCCCUCCAGCCCACGAGUGCCGAUAUGCAGCCGGAACAGGAAGAGGAGGUUGCAGACAGUGUGGCAAACGGAGACGUGGCUGAAAGCCCCACACCGGGGGAAAGGAAGGGGCUUGUGGGGGACGAGUCGGGAAGCGAAGCAUCUGACCCACCAGAACCGAGCUUGGAAGCAGUUGAGCAAGUGGGGCCCUUGCAUGAAAAGCUCUCUCCCGCUGCAGAGCAAUUGGUGCUUCCGAGCCCUGAACCACACGCGGUCCCACAGCAGCUCUUGAAGGAGGAAUGUUCAGCGGCGGUUGACAUGGAUAGGCCUGCAGGUGCCCUUUCAUCAGAGCACAGUAACCUCUCCCUGCUCAGCAACUCAACGGUAACCUCAUUGCUAAGAGAGGAAGGAUCAGUGGGGGCUCAGGUUACAGGAGAGCAGGAAAAAGCAACCUUGGCAUUUAGGAGCUGCAGAAAAUCCCCUUCAAGCCCUGGAUCAUUUGAGCAAGAUACGCCGGGCCACGCAUUACCAGCAGCGCUCGAAAUCCAAGUCACACGCUGUGCUACUUGGGGCGAAGCAGGCAGUCAAGAACAGCCAUCGUGUCCUGUAAAAUCUCAACAGACUGAAUUGAGUGGAGAGCAGCCACAAAACAACGCAUCUUUGGUUCCCCCCAGCUCUCCUGAAGAUUGUUACCGGGAUGAUUAUGUCUUGCACAAAACAGGCUUCUGUCCAGGAAUGAGCCCGGGCUUGGCUGAAGGCCUGGAGGAACAAGCGAGUCACUGUGUAGAAGCCUCCCGGGAUAGUUUCCCCAUGGAAUCUGAUCAGAAACGUGCACAGGGAAAGAACACGAGAAAUGUAGCACUCCCUGACUUCGGAGAGCUAAUAUCUCAAGAACUCCACUGUCUGAGCGCACCUCCUGACGGCCAGCCUAUUGCACUUUGUGCGCACAAUUACUCCUCCGAUGAAGAGAAAGUUGGCACUGGAAGUCCUUCAGAACACAAGGAAUGGAAAGAAGCAACCCCCUUCACUCCCAUUUUGCAGCAUUGCAAUGCCUCGUCUCCGCUGCUCUUGGACAUGAUAGGCGGCCUACAGCAAGGUCAUUCGGAAAGUGCCCCUGGUGUUUUGGCAGAGCCUCCAAAGGACAUCACCACACCAGCAGCCUUGGAUGCUCCAUUAGCUCUUCCUGCAGAAAUGAACAGACCCUCGGGGCUGCAAAACAACAGUGGCAAAUCCCCUGAGGUGCUGUCUCUUAUGUGUACGGAUCUUUCUGAAGGGCUGCCCCCAAGUCCACAUGGUGAAGACAGUGACCCGUUCUCUGCCAAGGUCGUGAUGGCCAGCUCCCCUUCAGUUUCCCUACAGGGCAUCUUUCUUGGCCCUUCUCCAUCAGAGACUCGCUCUGCUCAGCACAGAGAUGAAGGUGCAGAGCAAACGUCAACACUCCAGGAAGCAAAAGAGACUGAAAGCUGCUCCCUAGAAGUCAGGAAAGAUGAAUCCCAGCAAGAAGUCUUUACAAAACAUGUCGUUAUUCCUGAGAUUCCGACAACUGCCCUCACAAAAAUAGCCAACGAGGAAGCGGCUUGCCUCCAUGCUAGCCGUUGUCGAGAGGCUGGGUACAGCUACAAUUCUCAAAACACGGACAGCAGAGAUGAUGUGAAGAAGAAAGGCCAUGGACAGGAGGAGCUGAGGGCAGGUUCUUCUAGCCCCAGGGGCCAAGAAGAGGGUGAAGAUGGAAAUCCCCAAAAUGUUUCCAAAAUCAGACAGCCGGAAGAAAAGAAGGGAAACAGAUUGCAAGUUGCCUGUGAUAUUUGUUCCAUCUCUUUUAGAUCCAAAACAGGCUUGAUGAGACAUCGGGCUGUGAAACACCAAGAGAACAAGGAUGGGGCUCGGUUGCCUGGUUUGAGUCCGAGCAAGCCGGCCUCUAAGAGGAAUAUGAAGGCUUUUGUCAAAGAAAGAGUGUACACCUCACGCAGUCCCCAAACCACCACUGGCCAAGUUGUUCCCAGAUCCUACCGAAGCCGGAGGAAAGAGCCCAGUGCAGAGAUCCAGGAAGUUGUUAGCAGGGUGCUUCGUGACCUGAGCGUCGUUUCAUUGGACAUAACCCAUGAACAGCAAAGCAUGGAGAGUAUGAGUGAAGAAAGGGAAACAACAGCAGCAAGAUUGGAGGAGUCAAUGCCUAAGUCUAGAAAAAAUUCAAGGACAGGAGGAAAUGAGGGAGAGGCCAAGCCUGUUGGGUCAGGCAUUUUAGCGGAGAAGAAAUUGAGGAGGAAAGGGAAAAAGGGGAAAGCAAAAGGAAUUCUCAACCAAAACAAGGUCAUUGGGUCUCGUCUUUCCGAGGGUCACUCGCAGGGGGUCCCCAGAACUGUCAACCUGGCUCUAACUGUGGCCUCUAAAGAUCUGGAAAAGAGCUCCACCUCCACGGAAGCUCAGACCAAGAGCCAGUUGUCUUUGCCCCCUCUCCCUCUGACAGUCAGUGACUCUGAAGUAGAUGGAAGGACGGCCUCAGCCAAAGAGACGUCUGGAGAACAGGUACUUCCAGACGUAGGAAGGGGCAGCGCAGAGGAGAUGGAAGAUCCAGAGUUAGAAGAAAAGCUUCACAUGCAAGACAGUUGGCAAACUGGGUCCCCAAAGCAAGUUGAGAAACAGUUGAGCAACCUUUGCGAUGAGCAGAAUGAAUGUGACAGCAUGAAUGUGAAGGAACUUGAGGUGAAGGAGCAUCCUUUGGAAGAGGCCAGUCGCAGAAACCAAAACAGUCUGUUGAUGUCGAUACGGAGCCCCGAAAGUCAACAGCUGCCGUCGGACUCUGGACCAGACAAAAAGAGUUCCAUAGAAGAUUCCUCAGGAAAAGCCGCCGCUUAUCCCGGGGAUUCCAAGCCCUGGCAGAUCGGAGAGCUUCCACGGAGUCAUGAAUCUCAUGACGAUGGUCCCAGCCUGCAGAGCUUGUUUGACGAUGACACCACCUUUUCACAACUCUUCCCUCGGAACGACCAGUUUGCCCGGAGGAAGUGCACUCGCGUGUAUGGAAAGCGGACCAAAAAGCUGAAACCUGUCGCAGAGGUGAACACCAAGCUAGAAGUUGCGACCAACCUCUUCACGAUCCGGAUGGCUUCAGACCUUGGGGAAACCAGCUCUUUCUGUGUCACUAGAGACGAUCCUUGUGAGUAUGAAACCAUCUCAAUUGACGAUGCGUUGAUGCUCAACAUGUGCCACAGUAGCAAAACAAUGACGAGCAAUUCCAGUCCCAGCUCGGCCAAAAACGUUGCUCUUCAGCCAGAGGUUAGACAAAGAGAAGAAGCUACUGAUUUGGAGAAAGACGACACCUUAAGCUUCCUGUGUCAGACGGGUCAAACAGAAGUUCUUCCAACCUUGAGCAGCUGGGGUGGUCUAGGGAAAGAGACAGAAAGGGCCUCUGAUGAUGGACCAUUGCUUAAAUCAUCCAUGGAACUUUCCAGGGGCCAUUCUGUGAUGGAAGCCAGUCCGGAACCCCCAGAGCUCGAAGAAGAACCCUGUGAUGCUAGAAGGAAUGAAAACCCCAUCUUACCUGAAUUUCAUACAAUUGAUAUGGAGAUGUUGAAUGCAAAGUUUGAGAUGAGGGACAUGUCCUAUUAUAAUGCUGGAGAAGAUCAUCUCCAUCAUACAGACGAAUGCACCUUAGGUUUGAAGCCAAUGUCCGUCGGCCAAGGCAGGCCACUCAAAAAUAAGCUAGAAGAAGGAAAGCAGGGGAAACCCCGCAGUGACCUAAACCUCAAAACGAAAGAAAAGCAGUACAAGUGCAAAGUAUGCUUCCAGUGGUUCCUCACCUUAGGGGAGCUGGACUUUCACAAGCUCACCCAUAAUCCUUCCCCUCCGCCAACCUGCUACAUGUGCGUCCAGAGGAAAUUCAGCUCACGAGAGCAGUUGAGGGACCACUUAAAGGAGAAGCAUGCCAAGAACAAAGCUGGCUUGUGGGCUUGUGGGAUGUGCCUCAAGGAGAUCUCGGAUGUCUGGAUGUACAACGAGCAUUUGAGGGAGCAUGCGACUCAGUUCGCUCGGAAAGGCCAGGCUCAGAAGUCGGUCUUGGGAAUGCCUGGCUGUUUCAGUGAGGACGAUGCUGCCGUCACUCACUUCCUGAACUCCAUCCUCUGUCGGAAGCCCAGCAAGUCCUCCAAGAAUGCUGAACCCAGUAGCAAAGCUCUCAUUUGCAAAGAGACCAAUGUCCCCAAAGAACCCCCAGGGCAAGAGGGAAAGAUCAGCAAGGACCCAACGGAAAACCCAGUCAGAACCAAGCCUUCAGCUUCUUCCCCCAAAGUAUCGGCAGUUUCAUCCCCGGACCCUGCCCCUAAGGUUGAUGGGCCUCCGAAGACGGUGCCCAUGCACCCCGAGUGCAAAGAUCCCUCGCGAGACUGCCAUCACUGCGGGAAGCAGUUCCCCAAGCCUUUCAAACUCCAGCGCCAUCUCGUGGUGCACAGCUUGCAGAAGAUCUACUUGUGUCACAAGUGCCCGAUGUUCUACCAGGAAACCAAAGAGCUUCGGAGCCACCUUAGCCAGGAGCACGGGACAGCUGAGGAAGUGGACAUCAAACACACCACCCUGUAUGCCUGCGAGCUCUGCGCAGAUGUCAUGCACGUUAUCAAGAAGUCCUUCAUCUGCAGCACCUGCAACUAUACCUUCUCCAAAAAAGAGCAGUAUGACAGGCACAUGGAAAAACACCUGGUGGGGAGCAACAAGACCUUCCGCUUCAGAGGCGUUUUGCGGCCAGGGGUCGUUUCAAAGGAUGGAGACAAGAAAAUCAAAGAAGAGUCGCGCCCAAGGGAAGGCAUGCCUGCUGCCAAAAAGAAGAAGGUCCUCCAUCACAACAGCUCCCUUGUGCAGGGCUCACCUGUGCACCUGGAUUGUCUCCAUCCCCACCAGUUAGGGAGUGAAGCUCUGCUGCCCCCAAGUGAACCUCUGUCCACAGCGGUCCGUGCGACCACAACGCCUCCACUCCAGGCCUCCGUAAAAACAGAAGACCGGAUGGGAGAUUUUUCUGGACUUUUGGCCGAAAUAGAAAAAAAUCCGUUUGGCCACCUGCCUUCGCCCCCUCCCCUGGCACACCAGCAAGAAUCAAAUGGCCCAGAGGCCAGGCACGUGGCUACACUUUCCAUGGGCCAGCUGAUGAAAGGAAGCUUGCCAGAUGAGAAUCCACCUCCAUUUUUAGACUCUCCUGACGCAAUUAGCAUUGAUCUUGCCAGUUUAGCACAUCAACAAACCGAAGCACAAAAGCUGCCUCCCCUUCAUCUCUCUGAGAAGCACAAGCAAGCAGAAGUUCCUGAAAAGGUCACCUUUAGCAGUGAGGUUGAACAUCCCGUGGGCAAAUGGGGCAACUCACAUGGGCAAGAAGCUCCUGUAAGCAAGAUGUCCGAACUUCCUGCAGCAACCUGGGGGGUUACAGAGAGCAAGGGGUCCGGCAAAGCACAGUGGAUCAGCCAUCCUAGUAUGAAAGAAACAGUUUGUCAGGACAGCGCUUUGAAGCUAAAUACACCCGAAGCCGCCUGUCACACUUUACCUCUGAAGGACAAGACAUCACCGCCUGCCCUGAAUCGGCCUGCCAAAGAGAUCCCCUCCAAGAAAGUCACAGUUGGUCAGGAUGGCAUUGAGAAUGCUCCAGACGCCCAGAACCCCCUGGGCGGUACAGGAGAGGUUCAGAAGCCCCCCUGCCCAAAAGACAAGGCCCCACCAGAGAUGGCUGCUUGCCCCAAAGACAGCAAAGCUCAGGUGGGUGUCAAAGACACGGGAAGCAUCCAAAUCAGUCCUGCGAGUGGCCACCUCCGAAGUGACGCUGGAGGCACUCCAAUGAGGCACAACCACCCCGAACCCAGCAGAUUCCAAGAAAGACCCGUUUCCAAUGGGCUCACCAAGCUACUCCCCAAAAAGCGGAGAGAACACAAGUCCUCUCACAAGGGAAGUUCAGCCUCCCGUGAGAAUAUCGAGGGGGACGGAGGCAAGAAGAAGAAAGUCCGAGCGCCAGAAUCCAUGAGGGGCGACAGUGCUGGAGGCUUCAAAAGGGCCGACUGGUCCAAUAGCGAAGCUUUAGCGCUCUCCCCUCGAAGGAGAGAUGUGUACUGCAACAAACUGACCCCCAAGCCCAAGAUGCCCGUGGCAGGUGGCCAGCUCAAGAAGAUGGUGCUUGACCAGUGUUUCCAAAAGAAAGCGGAGAUCCGCCAUUCCAAUGGAGACUUGAAACAAAAGAAGGAUGCCUUGGGAAAGGCCUACCAUCCCCUCUUAGCCAAAGACCCCUCCACUUCCCUGGCCAGCUCUUUAAACCGACACAGAGCUGUCCAAGGUGCUAAGCUCCCUGACACUCACCACUACAGGACGGCUGAAUCCCAGAACAAUCUCCUAAGCCAACUGUUUGGGCAGAAAUUAACUAGCUUUAAAAUUCCUUUAAGAAGAGAUACUUCUGAGUAAUUUAUGAAAGUGACUUAUGGUGAUCCUUCGCUGCUUUCAUGGGGUUUGCAAGGGGGAAAAAAAUUAUCAAAGCAUUAAAUUCGUUUGUGUAGCGUGAUUUUCUCUGUCUAGCUUAAAUGAACUUGCACUGCAGCCUCUGAAAUAGUUUUGCUUUGUGUCUUGAUAAUCUACUUUAAUUCACCUGAUUUAUCAUGCAAAUGCUAGAACUUUGAUGUUGCUGAUGAUUUUCAUGAACUAAAACUGUAAUCGCUUUGGGCAGAGCGAAGCGUCAAGAGGAAAUGCUUUAUUGGAGAAGUGCUGAGGUUAUGGGGAUACUUGCAAAUCCCGGGCCCUUUUGAGACUGUGUCUCUGUUAUCUUUGUACAAAGUACUUGAAGAGAUGAACUUCAUUCCAGAGACGUCUUAUUCAUAAGGUGCAGUACACUGUAGAAAGCAUUUUUUUUCUCCUGAAGAUUUUGCACAAAUAAUCCUGAAUGAUUUCAUUUAAUUGGGAGCCAGCCUAAGACAUGAUACAAUUAAAAAAAAAAUUAAAUUAAGAAGGAAGCAGGCCCUCGUUUUGACAGACAUCCAUUCCUAAGAAUGUGGAGUUAAGAAUGAACUAAUUUGUACAGCCUUAGGGGCCUUUUGAAAGUUGCUACCUUCUUUAGACCACUGUAGAUGUUGCUGAAAGGGAUUUUUAAAAAAAAUUAUAUGUCCCCUCCAACCUAGCUGAACUGCACCUUGAAGAUUUUUUGACAUAGUUUCUUUUUAAUUAUUAUUUUAAUUAUUGAUGUUUUUCCCGUGAGAGAAAACUGUGCCAAUUUACCACCACCGUUACCCCUCCCCGAAAUGCAGUACUGUCCUAAUUAUCUGUAAGGUAUGAUUUCUAACUCUUACUGUAUCGAAGAUAGUUGCUAGAGUUUGGGCUUUCACGACGCAGUUAACUGGUGCUAUUAUCAUUUUUGUAAUGUGAAUACUGACAAGAACAAACAAGUCAAGGGGAGGGAGGGGACAACUCAUUAAAGAAGUUAACAGUUGCCUGUAUUAACCUAACACAGAGAGAGAGAGAGAACAGGGAGGGGGCAUGCUGUAUAUCCUCUUGCAAACCUGGUACUCCACAGGAUAUGCAACCACGGUUACAUCUUGAGGUUUUAAUCUCAGGUGUUGUGUCAUUUUUAGGGUCCUCUGAGGUCACGGAGGAGAAGAGAAGGUGCACUGAAGGGGUUGGGGCAGGCGGGCAGCGUUCUUUCUGUGUGUCUUUCAACUAUAUGUGUUUUGUUUUUAAGUUUUUUUUUUAAAAAAAAGGAAUUAAGUGGCUUUAUCCUGUUAAUAUGUACCUUUACAGUUCUUUGUGUAAAAAAAAAAGUAGGUUAAUUAUACAUUGGGUGCAAUGCGUUAUGUUUAAAGUUUUUAUUUUGAUAUUUGUCAAAGAGCAGAGAAAAGAGCAGAAAACGCCCGUUUGUUUUUUAUAAUGUUGUACAGGGGCCAUUUGAGCACCUCGUGAAUGUUGUUGAAUAAAAUAUGAGAUGAACAAUA
This is a messenger RNA of Eublepharis macularius, 14171 nucleotides long. RefSeq names its product zinc finger protein 469 (gene ZNF469). The record is from RefSeq and is a predicted model, not a curated record. Bases 1 to 12657 code for a protein of 4218 amino acids. The transcript has a single exon. NCBI's taxonomy places the organism in Eukaryota, Metazoa, Chordata, Lepidosauria, Squamata, Eublepharidae.